UUCUAAACCCUAAAACUCAUUUCAUUCACAUCCGCCCCCAUUCUUCUUCUUCUCUCUCUUGCGAUUUUCCAUUUAGGGUUUCACGAGAUCUAUGGUAUCAGCAAGAUCUCACCAGAUCCAACAAUGGUGUGGUCUGUAAAAGUGGUCGAGACAAGAUAUACGCUUCAAGAUCAGUCGAUUCAACCCGAGGUUUCUCCGGGCGAAUCUAGGGUUUCUUUAUCAGUCGCUUCAAGAUCUACGCUUCCUCAGUGAUGAAUCUCUCUAGAUCCCACACCAGAUCGACUGAUUACCUGGUGGUUGUGCGUGGAAGAUGGUGGCGAUGACACAAAGAUCUACCGUUUGGUGGCCAGAUCUACCGUUUGAAGUUGAAGAAAUGGUAUUGAAAAUGGUGAGGGAUUAAUGAUGGGUUGUCUUAUAUGAGUUGUUUGAGGAAGAACUGAUCAGCCUACAGCCCUACACCAUCUUCAAAAUGUGAUUCAACAUCAACAUCAGAUGGUUUUUUGGCUCACAAUAAAGAGAUGAACUUUAUGUCUUCUAGAUUUUAAGUUCAGGGACUGAGUUCUGAAUUCAAAUAGUCUGUAGCGAGAUGAUGGUGACUGAUAGCGCCACGGUAACCCAUCUCCACUGCUCGCAGCUGCUUUUAUGUGAGUCGGACACAGGCGCUGCCUCCGUGUUUGAAAUCAUUGGGUCGGGUGUUUGAGUCGAACAGACUCGAUCUAGCUUUUACCGAGCUUAAGAUUGAGCUGCAACUUUCUUGAUAAGUCACGAAUGGUGAGGUGACGAUGGUGGCACGUGUGCAUAAAACAAAAGGAUGGUGUUUGAGAGAAUCGAUGGCAAGGCAGUGAGCUUAAAACGGUUACAUGCCAGGCAUUCUGAUAGUUAACAGUAGUUGGAGGACAGUCGGUUAGCAAUUGAUGGCGCCAACCCAUACACCAAAGAUCAGCUCUUCUAUUAAAUGUGACCCAUAACUAAAACUAAAGAGUUUAAAUACAUAUUUACAAAAUAAGUAAUAAUACUAUUGUUUAAAUACUAAUAACACUUUUGAUGCCAAUGAUUAUUUUCCAACCGCAGCCAAAACGCGUUAGUGGUACCCAUCAUCUGUUCUGCCCAUGAUAGAUGUGGGAUUUGCUUAAAGUGUUACGCAUAUACUGAUUAAAAUUUUAAUUUGUUUAUGUCGUUGCUUAAGAAUCAUCGAGGCCUCUGAAUGAUAUUUACUGACAUUGCUGUAGUGGUGUAUCUUGAUGCUGAUACAAUCGUUGUCAAGAACAUUGAUGUUUUAUUCAAAUGUGGGAAAUUCUGUGCCAACUUGAAACAUUCAGAGAUACUAAACUCAGGUGUAAUGGUAGUUGAACCAUCUGAAGAACAUUUUAACGACAUGGUGAGCAAAGUGACAACGUUGAAAUCUUAUACAGGAGGUGAUCAAGGUUUUCUCAAUGCCUAUUACACUGGAUUUCCCAGUGCGCGUGUUUUUGACCCUAAUAUUUCUACCGAGGAAGUGAAUUCUAAACCGGCUGCAGAAAUGGAGAGACUUUCAGCUCUAUAUAACGUAGACGUUGGACUUUACAUGCUCUCUGCGAUUCAGAAGCGAUUCAGAAACUCCAAGCUCUCUCUCUCUCGGCGAUUCAGAAACCCCAAGCAUUCCUACCACUCGAAAAUCCUCAGUAUUUCAGACAUGCGCUGGGUUCGUCAACGAUGGUGGCUGUGGGUGGAAGAUGAUGACGUUGGUUGGUGGCCAGAUUGGUACCAUCCUUACCAGAUCUACCUUUUUGUUUGUCAGAUUGGAGCAAACUUGACAAGGGACUUUAUUCGAAUCAGGAAGAAUUGGAGGGGCUCGAGGCCGACCUCAUGUGCUUUUGCGUCGAAAUUGGUCAAAGUUAUGGUCUGUUGGUGGCUGAUAUGUAAAAACAACCAAAGGGUUGAAGAAAUUCGUCAAAUGUGUCAUAUUGCUUUGAAAAGAGAUCAUGAAUAUAUUAAAACGGUUGAAGAAGGAACCGAAGAGACACACACACAGGUCCAACAAAAGUCUAUGAUUGCUCCAUUAGACACGCAAUUUUCCCUGGUCUAUACGCUUCUAAAAGAUCAUAUCGCCAAUGAUGCUGAUUACAAGGUUCUCGGGUUUUGUACAACUGCGAUGGUCACAAAAUUGGUGGCAGACCUACUUGGUCAAAUGAGGUUAAAUGUUCGCGAAAUACAUUCGAGGAAGUCCCAAAGUUACCGGAAUCACGUUUCUGAUGAAUUCUGAAAAUCAAAGGGUUUUAUUCUGGUAACUGCUGAUGUUUCUGCACGUGGAGUACCUUACCCUUAUUCAGGUAUUAGUAUUAUUACACAAUGCUUACAACUAUGAUCAUCAAAUUUAGGGCUGCAAACGAACUGAACGAACACGAACAAGGCCUUGUUCGUGUUUGUUUGUUAAGGAAAUGCAUGUGUUCAUGAACACCUACCGGACGAGAUUUUCUUAUCGUGUUCAUUUGUUAAGGAAAUGAACAUGUUCGUGUUCGUUUGUGUUGUUUGUUAGUUUUAGGAGAUGAACGCAAACGACCAUUUAUGAACACAAACAAGCGUUCAUAAACACAAAUGAAAACAAACGAACACAAACGGCGUGGCGAGCGUAACCGCAGCGAACUUAACCGCAUCGGCACAACGACCACAACCCCAACGAGCUCGGCUAAGGGUAUUCAUAAAGCUGGUGGCUCGCUUGAAACUCGCUCGACAAAAGCUCGUUUCUUUUUUCGAGCCAAGCCGAGCCAGCUUGUUUUGUAAUUGAGCCGAGCUCGAGUCAGGGUGCACGCCUCGUGGGCCGUGGCUCGGCUCUAUGGCUCGUAUAUAUGUGUGUGUGUGUGUGUAUGUAUAUUUUUUAAAAAAAUAUGGCCAAUGUGCUUUUCUAAUACAUUUGUCUUCUACUGAAAUAUGUAUUUUUUCAUCUGUAUGGUAGAGGGAAGACACAAACUGACCCGAGAUCCAAACGCAUACCGAGCGUUGAUAUCUCGCACAGGCCAGUUGGACAGAGAAACCGAACACAUGUAUUUAUUUGUGUCAAAAAAUAUUAUUAUUAAUUGUGUAGCUUAUACACGAUGUGUGUAACCCAUUCAUAUUAAACAAGUUUGGGGGGGGGGUAUAAAGCGCUUGUAAUCAAACCGAAAGCCAAACUGGUUAGCAGGUUGAACUUAUUAUAUAUAUGUGUGUGUGUGUGUGUGUGUGAUUGAUUUUAAUUGUAAAUGGAUUGAUGAUGAGUUGAUUUGUGAAAUGAAAUGAGUUAAAAUGUCAUAAUAGAACACUGUAUAAUUAAUUAAACUUGUUAAAUAGACGAAUUCGAACAUGACUGGUUUAAUAAAUGGAUUAGACUAACGAAUACUGUAUUUGAUCCUCUUAUUUUUGGUGGUUUUCUAUAUCUGUCUGGUAAUUUUAAGUUAAAUUCCAACUUGUUAUUUUGUGAAUUUUUUACCUAUGAUUGUGUGAGACCGUUACCGGUAAAAUGAGACCUAUUAAUACCCUACCAACCAAAGAGACAGGUAAACUGUAGCUUAGGCAUGUUUUAGACAGGUAGAAAACUAGCAUUCGAAGCUGAGACCUCUUUAUACGAGACUUGUAUUUUCUUUCUGGUCCUUUUGUCAAGCAUGCUAGCACGAUGAUUAAUAUCUUUGACAUGCAUGUUUGUGGGAAUUAAAAAAAUUAUUUUUCUGUUUCCUUUUCGUUUUUUGUAGUCGGAAUUUAUUUCUAUUAAUGUUUCUUAUAAAAUUAAAAAGAAACUUAUAUUUGAGGUAGUAGAUCUAUCAAGAUUCUUUACUAUAUUUCGGUUAUCAAUUAGAUUUUUUUUGGUGGAAGUUGUUGUAUUGUUGUUAUCAAUUAACCUGUGUUUGGUGGCUGCAAGAAACUUCAUAAGCACAAUACAUACUGUAGCAAUACUUGGCGGCAUCUGGCGGUCAAAAGCUCUAGAACUCGAUCCACAAUGCUGAUGCCAUGGGGAAAGCGAAAAUGUUGGCGUUUGAUAUAGAGACAGCUGAAGGGAUCAUGAUUGCUCGUUGAAGGGAUCAUGAUUGCUCACUCGGGUUGAUCAGUUGUAACCCUUUUCAGGUUCGAUGAAACUGCUAUGAGCCAUACGAAGACCCGCAUGCAAGAGGUAUGGACCAUUGAAGAAGUGGCUCUUAACGUUCCCGGGCUUUCGAUUGAUUGCUUUAUUCCACUAGCUGAGUUACGAUUCGGGGACGUGAGUGAUGCAUCUGAGUAUUCUCAAGAAGGCCGGGUUAAAACUGCUGCAAUGGCAGAUCCGGCUUAUUGGGCUAAAGUCGGGGCAUUAGAACGCCGCGAUGGGCUGGGUCAUAAUGUCGGGUUGAAGAGGGAUGUAGAAAAGAUAUAUGAAAAGAAUCGGUGGGAUUGGAUGCUAAUAGGGAUAGAUUUGACUUAUAGAAUGUAAUAGAAACUCCUGAUUUUGAGUAAGUUUUUUUGAAUCUGUUAAUCUUUACAAGGAUUAUCAUCUUUUGAGCCUUUGAUUUCUGUGUCAGUCAAGAGCUAUGUAAUGAAGGCAACCUUUGUUCUCUUGAUGUAUUGUAUUUGCAUCAUAUCUUAGUUAAAGGUGGUGUUAGGGAUAGAAAGAGAUUUACCCAUGUAAUAUCUUAUUAUCUUUGUACAAUACACAAGUUCUUUUAAAGUUC
Molecule: messenger RNA, 4649 nt
Organism: Helianthus annuus (common sunflower)
Lineage: Eukaryota; Viridiplantae; Streptophyta; Magnoliopsida; Asterales; Asteraceae
Exons: 12
Coding region: 1205-2242 (345 amino acids)
Molecular function (GO): glycosyltransferase activity
Source: RefSeq, a predicted model, not a curated record